AUGUCUUCAAUUAGUGCUGAUAAAUUACGACAUGAAAUUCAAAUAAUUCUUAAAGAUGCUGAUUUAAAUACUUUAUCAUCAAAAAAAGUUCGACAAACACUUGAAACGAUAUUUAACUGUGAUUUUACUGAACGAAAAAAAGAAAUUGAUGAUAUACUUAUGUCAGAAAUAACAGCACGUGAUAUAGUACCAAUUUCAGCACCUGUUGAACCUAUUCCUGUGAAUAAUGAUUUACAAUGUACAACAGUGAUUAAUGAAUCACAAACAAAUAAUAUUUCUACACAAUCAAAUGAUGAGCAAAAUAAACAAACAGAUAAAGAAAUACCAGUAGAAACUCCUCAACAAGAAAAUCGUCCAAGUGUUCGAACAACUUCAGCUAGUUCAAUAGUAUAUAAACAAUCUACAGCAGCUGCACUUAAAAUUGAACGACGACGAACAUGUUAUAAUAAAGAAUUAGAUAUAAGUGAUCAAUUAGCUUGUGUUGUUGGAGGACAUCGAAUGCCUCGAUCAGAAGUUGUUAAACGUAUGUGGGUUUAUUUUAAACAACAUAAUUUAUUGGAUCCUGUCAAUAAACAAUAUGUUAAUUGUGAUGAAACACUUGCUAGAUUAUUUGGGCGAAGACGUAUACGUGCAUUUGGAAUGUUAAAAGAUCUCGCUAGACAUCUGAGUGAUCCAGAUAAACAACAAUUAGAUUAA
Adineta steineri is the source of this 696-nucleotide messenger RNA. NCBI's taxonomy places the organism in Eukaryota, Metazoa, Rotifera, Eurotatoria, Adinetida, Adinetidae. The record is from the annotation of a GenBank genome assembly.